Molecule: messenger RNA, 305 nt
Organism: Dentiscutata heterogama
Lineage: Eukaryota; Fungi; Glomeromycota; Glomeromycetes; Diversisporales; Gigasporaceae
Source: the annotation of a GenBank genome assembly
UUCAGACAUAGGGCAGCUUGAUGUAUAUGAUACGAAGACUAAUCAAUGGACAAAUAUUCGAUCAAUUCCUAGGUGGCAACAAAAAAUGGAGUUAUUCCCCCCCAUUAUUUUUCACUCAGCAACUCUAUUACCCGAUAAUCAAAGUAUACUUAAAUAUGGAGGUAUCAAUCAAACAGGCGGAUAUUCUGGUCUAGCAGUUCUGAGUCUUUCAAAUUAUGUGUGGACAGUUAUAUCUCCGACUGGAAGAGCGCCAUCUUUAGGCCACAAAGCUACACUAUAUUUUGAUGUUAUAAUUUUUUCAUUCG